AUGGGCAAGAAGGCCGCAUCCAAGGCCAAAGCCGCGGCUUCACGGCCGGGUUCUGGGAAGGCAUGGCCUCCAAAGCGGAAUCAAAAGUCGAAAGGCAAGUACACGGCGGAGGACUUCCAGGAUUUGGUCAAGCAGCUGCAGCCUCUCAACCUCCGGGUCGUGAAGAUGGAGCCCGACGGCAACUGCCUUUUCAGGGCCAUCGCCGACCAGCUCUGUGGUGACCCAGAAGAGCACAACCACUACAGAGACAUGUGUUGCAACCACAUGAUCGAGAAUGCAGAUGAGUUCUCACUCUUCUAUGCAGACGAGGACUUCGAGACCACCUGCGACUGCUUUGGUGCCUACGUGGAGCGCAUGCGGAGCCCAGGCAACUGGGGAUCGCAACUGGAGCUCAUGGCCAUCUGCCAGACGUUCGGGGUGAACGUCAUCGUCCACCAGGUCGGUUCGCCUUCCUACGAAAUGGAGUUUAGCCCGGCAGAUGCUCGGUGCCUUCAGCUGUCCUACCACGAUGGAGAGCACUACAACAGUGUCCGGUUUGAAUGGGAUCUUUGUCCGGGCAAGCCGGUCAGCUUCCUUUCUCUGCAGCAGCUGAAGAUGAAGGACAGCGACGUCGUCGCGCUGCUGGAGGAGGUGAAGUACAGCUUGCCUCCCAACCACGGCUUCGAGGAUGCAACGCUUCGCUCCACGCUGCUACAGUCCAAGUACGACGCCGGGGCAGCUGUGGAACUGUUGCUCAACAAGCUGGCGGGCGUUACAGAGACACACUCUGCUCCAGUGGAGUCGAAGGAGGCCGCAGCCGCUGCACCCGAGCAAGUGCCGUCGGAUGCCACCCCAGCGGCAGCCACCCAGGAGGAGGGCACUGAGACGGCGCCCGCUGAGCUCUCCAAGGGCCCCGAAAAGCGCGCCAAGGCGAGCCGCGCCGAGAAGCGGAACGAAAGGAAGGCCAAGGCGGAGGCCAAGAGGAAGCCGCAAAGCUCGGCGACGGCGGCCGAAGAUGGGAUCUCCCGAGAGACCAUGGAGCAGCUUUCCAAGCAGCUGCUGGCUGUCUAA
Molecule: messenger RNA, 1050 nt
Organism: Symbiodinium sp. CCMP2592
Lineage: Eukaryota; Dinophyceae; Suessiales; Symbiodiniaceae
Source: the annotation of a GenBank genome assembly